AUGCGCCGCCUCCUCCCCCCCUCCAUCCCCCUAACCUCCCUCCUCCAAUACCUCUUCCUCGCCGCAAUCGCCUACCUCCUCGCCGGCGCGCCCUCGCCCUCCUCCCUCUCCACAUUCUCCUUCACCGCCGACUCGUCCCAGGCCGCGCACCGCACAGCCGCGCUCCACGCCCAGACGCUUGAGAAUCUGGCGCAUCCGGAGCCGGGGCUCGAGUGUGCGCAGUAUGCGUAUAGGGGUGUGUAUGUUUUGAGUCGGGAGCCGUUGGUUGUGUAUAUUGAGGGGUUUGUGGCGAGGGAGGAGGCUGGGGAGAUUGUGGGCUUGAGCAACCCCCACUUCACCCCCUCCACAAUCUGGAACCAAGGCCACGAAACCCUCGACCCCAAGAUCCGGCACUCUGAAAAAGCCCGGCUCCCACGCACCCCCCUAAUCCAAUGCAUCGAGCAACGCGCGCACAGCUUCCAAGGCUGGCGGCCCUACACCUUCAUCGAGAAGCUGUGGGCGCAGCGGUACGGCGUGGGCGGGCACUACACCUACCACUACGACUGGAGUACUGCGACGGCCCAGGCGGGCCGUGUGAGUAGUUUUAUGGUCUAUCUAGAGGCGAAUUGUACGGGUGGUGGGACGCAUUUUCCGCGCCUGGCGAGGCCCGUGGGGGCGCAGUGGUGUCGGUUUUUGGAGUGUGAGGGGGAGCGGGAGCGGGAGCGGGGUGAUGGGCAUGCAAGGGAAGGAGGAAGGGAAGGCGGAAAAGGAAAAAGAGAAGAACAUCCAACCCAAGGGAUAAUCUUCAAACCCAUUCCAGGAAACGCAAUCUACUGGGAAAACAUGCGGCCCGACGGCACCGGCUACUGGGAAACCUGGCACGCCGGUUUGCCCGUCAAAACGGGCGUCAAGAUUGGCCUCAACAUUUGGACUUGGUUCCAGCAGGGCCAUGUUCCUUGA
Messenger RNA from Plenodomus lingam JN3, 939 nucleotides. RefSeq lists its product as uncharacterized. NCBI's taxonomy places the organism in Eukaryota, Fungi, Ascomycota, Dothideomycetes, Pleosporales, Leptosphaeriaceae. Gene Ontology annotation, molecular function: iron ion binding; L-ascorbic acid binding; procollagen-proline 4-dioxygenase activity. Gene Ontology annotation, biological process: peptidyl-proline hydroxylation to 4-hydroxy-L-proline. Gene Ontology annotation, cellular component: endoplasmic reticulum. The record is from RefSeq and is a predicted model, not a curated record.